Phaedon cochleariae (mustard beetle) is the source of this 297-nucleotide messenger RNA. NCBI's taxonomy places the organism in Eukaryota, Metazoa, Arthropoda, Insecta, Coleoptera, Chrysomelidae. The record is from the annotation of a GenBank genome assembly.
AUGCAGACGAACUUUUUAGAAAAGGGUCGAAAACAUUUCACUGGUCCAAAACUAGCUAUUGGUAUAACAAAGGCUACAACUUCGAAUCAUCGCUGUGUGGAUCAAUACAUCAGAUUGAAGAUGAGAAUACAAUCAUCAUUUACAACUGCUCAUCUUCUGAAACCAGAUAGACCACAAGUGGCGGAGAAUAUUCAACCGUUCCUGACUCUGCAACUGAAUAUCGACAAAGUGAAGACGAUCAAAGAGGCUCUGGAGACUCUUGUGAAUAAGGAGCAGCUGGAAGGAUUGUUCUCCUAA